UCUAGCCUGACCUGCUGGAAAGCAGUUGAACAUGGCUGCGUCCUGUGCGGUUGGUUUUGGUGUUUCGUUGGCGAGAGGGCUGGUGAGAUACACAGAGGCAAGCCGGUUGCUUGCACAAUGCAGUGUCUUGCCUCAAUCCAGCAUCCAUACUACUGUCACUCUAGAAGGCAAUAAAAACUGGGAGCGAAAGAACCGCGUCCUGCAUCGGCCGCAGCUUCCUGAGGAAACACGCAGAGCAGCCGAAGUAUACCACUGUCGAAGACAAAUUAAAUACAGCAAGGACAAGAUGUGGUAUUUGGCCAAAAUGAUCAGAGGCAUGACUAUUGAGCAGGCCAUUGCACAGCUGGAGUUCAAUGACAAGAAGGGGGCGGCAAUAAUAAAAGAGGUUCUUCUAGAAGCCCAGGAGAUGGCAGUUAAAAGCCACAAUGUGGAAUACAAGUCAAAUCUGUACGUUGCCGAGUCCUUCUCUGGUAAGGGUCAGUAUCUGAAGCGAAUCCGAAUCCAUGGCAGAGGCAUGUUCGGCAUCAUGGACAAGGUGUACUGCCAUUACUUUGUGAAGCUGGUGGAGGGAAUGGCUCCCACAGAGGAGCAGAGGACUGGCUUUGAUCAGGCCAAGGAGUAUGUGCAACAGCUUCGCAAUCGAACCAUCAUCCACUCUCUGUAGCAAAGAAACACAUGGCGUCCUUCAGCAAGCCAUCACACAUCACCCUCCAGCAAGCCUUCACACAUCACCCUCCAGCAAGCCUUCACACAUCACCCUCCAGCAAGCCUUCACACAUCAUCCUCCAGCAAGCCUUCACACAUCACCCUCCAGCAAGCCAUCACACAUCACCCUCCAGCAAGCCUUCACACAUCACCCUCCAGCAAGCCUUCACACAUCACCCUCCAGCAAGCCUUCACACAUCACCCUCCAGCAAGCCAUCACACAUCACCCUCCAGCAAGCCAUCACACAUCACCCUCCAGCAAGCCAUCACACAUCACCCUCCAGCAAGCCAUCACACAUCACCCUCCAGCAAGCCAUCACACAUCACCCUCCAGCAAGCCUUCACACAUCACCCUCCGUCAAGCCUUCACACAUCACCCUCCAGCAAGCCAUCACACAUCACCCUCCAGCAAGCCUUCACACAUCACCCUCCAGCAAGCCUUCACACAUCAUCCUCCAGCAAGCCUUCACACAUGGCAUCCUCAGCAAGCAUUUUUUGUGUUAAUCUGUAAACAGUAACAUGAUAUCCAGUCCAUUUCAAAAGGCAGUCUGUGUGUUUUUGUUUGUUUUUAUUAAUAUGUCUCAGGCAGAGAUAGAUGGAUUCAAAAGAAAGUCUUACUGUUGCAGAUGGAUCAGUUAGAUAGGAAUUGAAAAACCUUUUAAUCAAACAUCAGGUGUCGUUCUCCUCAAGCUAGUGCAGUGUGUGUGUGCAUGUGUUUUUGUUCCAUACUCUGUGUAUGGAUCUCUACAUUCAUCUUCUGCCUUGAAUGUUAUACAGCUUACCAAAAUACAAUAUGAUUUGUUAAAAAAAUAAAUAAAAAAAAUGAAGGA
Polyodon spathula (Mississippi paddlefish) is the source of this 1535-nucleotide messenger RNA. Its product is annotated as 39S ribosomal protein L22, mitochondrial-like. The record is from RefSeq and is a predicted model, not a curated record. Bases 32 to 664 code for a protein of 210 amino acids. Gene Ontology annotation, cellular component: mitochondrial large ribosomal subunit; ribosome. Gene Ontology annotation, biological process: ribosome assembly; translation. Gene Ontology annotation, molecular function: structural constituent of ribosome. The transcript is spliced from 7 exons. NCBI's taxonomy places the organism in Eukaryota, Metazoa, Chordata, Actinopteri, Acipenseriformes, Polyodontidae.